Alosa alosa (allis shad) is the source of this 3096-nucleotide messenger RNA. RefSeq names its product progesterone receptor-like. Lineage: Eukaryota; Metazoa; Chordata; Actinopteri; Clupeiformes; Clupeidae. The transcript has 8 exons. Gene Ontology annotation, molecular function: zinc ion binding; DNA-binding transcription factor activity; sequence-specific DNA binding. The coding region runs from base 188 to 2263 and encodes 691 amino acids. The record is from RefSeq and is a predicted model, not a curated record. Gene Ontology annotation, biological process: male gonad development; regulation of DNA-templated transcription.
GUCGAAGCAGGGGGACCUGUCGUAAAUUCAUUGGUUGGAGGGUUAAAGAAGGACACCGUCUGGUUAGUCAGAUAGCGCUGCGCAGCCUUGAGUCGAAUAUUCUCUGCUCUGCAGGGAUCUCUCACACCAACUCAGCUCAUUAUCUCUUCCCAACCGUUUCUCUGAUGAGUCUCAGGUAGUCAGUAAUAUGUACAGGUUAUCGCGCUUCGCUAUGGACGAGUGGAAGUCUGACAUAAAAUGCCAAUCCAUCACUUCUGUACCUAGAGUGGCGAUUACGCAUGGAGUUGAUGCGCGCGCCUGCAGCAGCACUUCCCGUGAUCUUCCUCACACUGUAGCCUCAGAAGAUACCAACAAACUGUGCGACGCAGUUUCCCUAUCCCUUGGACUAAAUUCGGAGUCGGAUAAUUACGACAUGGGUCAGCCCUCGACGAGCCAUACUUUCACCGAGAACGUCCAAAGUGAGGACAAAUGCGCCCACGCGUCAUUGGAGUUGCCCGAAACUGGAAAGUCGCCUGACAGUGUGAAAUCGUCACAUUUCCGAUAUCUGAGAGAAGGUAGGAGGUUAGUAGUGACAAACUCGCCUGGCUUGGUUGAAACUCUUCAAAGAAAUAGAGACAGUCCUCAUUUUGGUAUGGCGGCUUUGCAGUUCACAGCCACGGACAUGGUAUCAGACAGCCGCCAGCCCUACAAUGCCUCAGGACCCCCACAGAAGCGUAGCCCGAGUAUGAACGAAUUAGAGGCUACAGCGCCUCAUUUUGAAGACUUACUGAGCACAAACACCAGACUGCACGUUGAUGAUGCAUGGUCCAGAAAUUGCUUUACUCAGAACUCAGUGAUGUUUACAACUGAUCUGGAGGACUCCACCCAGCCCUGGAAAAGUGCUCGCCAAAACUGGGACGGUGCAGGCAAGGUAGCAAGCCAACCCUCAAGACACUGCAAUGUUCCUUCUACAAACUACUCUACCUAUGAUUUGUUUUUGCGGAACUGCAAUGACUACACAUUGCGUGGAGCUCCCCUGUCGUUUAGUGGUUAUUUCCCAGAGUCCUAUUAUUCUGGAGGGAUGUAUGGUAGGAUACCGGCAGCCACCUCUCUCCCCCGGCCAUGUGAGUGGACAACCGGGCCGAACGGCCUCGCCCCUGGCUUCAGGCUGGAGGACAUGUUGCCCAUGAGUUUCCUGCUGGCCGCCCCAAGGGCCUGUCAGAUUUGUGGGGAUGUGGCCUCUGGGUGUCACUAUGGAGCCCUCACAUGCGGCAGCUGCAAAGUGUUUUUCAAGCGUGCAGCCGAGGGGAAACAGAACUUCCUGUGUGCCAGCAGAAACGACUGCACCAUAGACAAGCUCAGGAGGAAGAACUGCCCCUCGUGUCGCCUCAAAAGAUGUUUUGAGUCGGGCAUGACACUCAGAUCCCGGAAGCUGAAGGUGAUCGACUCCCAGAAGCCCCCAGAGAGGAGUGACCCAAACAGGCCCUCUAGAGAGAGCACCUCCGCCAGUGCGGCCAUCAGCUUGCACUCACUCCAGACGCUGAAGGGCAUCCUGGAGCGCAUUGAGCCCCUGGUGGUGAACGCAGGUCACGACCAGGGCCAGCCGGACAGUGCUGCAUCCCUCCUGACCAGCCUCAACCAGCUGGGGGAGAGACAGCUGGUCUCAGUGGUCAAGUGGGCAAAGGGCGUGCCAGGUUUCCGUAAUCUGCACGUGGAUGACCAGAUGAUGGCGAUUCAGUACUCGUGGAUGGUGAUCAUGGUGUUUGGGCUAGGAUGGAGGUCCUUUACCGAGGCUGACGCCACACAACUCUUCUUCGCCCCUGACCUUAUUUUCGACGAGAAUCGGAUGCAUGUGUCGGGGAUGUAUGAGGACUGUGUGCGUCUGCGACAGCUCUCGCUGCGCUUCAGUGGCCUGCGGGUCAGCCGCGAGGAGUUCCUCUGCAUGAAGGCCCUGCUGCUCUUCAGCUUCAUUCCAGCGGAAGGGCUAAAGAGCCAGGGCUGUUUCGACAAGCUGCGGACCACCUACAUUAAUGAGCUGGACCGUGUGGUGACCGACCGUGACCAAGGCAACCGCUCUGAGCGCCUGUUCCAGCUCACACAGCUCCUGGACUAUCUGCAACUGCAGAUUGUGCAGAAGCUUCAUCAGUUCACCUACGACCUCUACGUCCAGACGCUGAGGCUCCAGACCACGGUGAACUUCCCUGAGAUGAUCUCCGAAAUCAUCUCUGUGCACGUGCCCAAGAUCCUCAGAGGCCUGGUCAAGCCUAUCCUGUUCCACAAAUGACCACCGCUCCAAUUUACAGCUUCCAUCAUGUGAAGUGGGCCUGAUGUCAAGCGAUAAGCUAAUCUCAUUUUUCUUCAACUGUCCAUUUACAACUGCCCUGAUUUCAUUUGCCUUUGUCUAAUAAGUAGUAGGAGUUUUGUGAUAGUAAAUAUCUGUGAAAGCCUUUCAAUUGUUUUAUACUUUUUAUUGGGGUUUGUUAGAAAUCCUGGUAUGUGGCAUUUCUGCCAAGUUUUGGGAAAGAUUACUCAGUGCUGUAAAUAAUGCCAAAAAUACCUGAAAUAUGUUCAACUUGAACAGGACAUGUGAUGAACUUUCUGCCAGGGAAUGGAUGAAUAUGAGUAUGUGUGUUCACAAAAUAUAUAGCCAUAACCAAAUAAAUAUGCUUUAUGGUAUAUCAGGGAGAAAACAUUGCAAAUUGUAUUUUUCUUUGUUUUGAUACAUUUUUAACACCAAUGUGUACCAGAGCAUAAUUAUAUUCUUGUUUGUAAGUAAUGUAUUUGUAUUGUGUUUCUUUUGUCAAGAGAUAAGCUGUCACCAAUCAAUACAAUCUUAUACAUUUUAAAUGUAGUAUUUUUAUUUCAUUUGUGGUACGUGUGUGUGUGUGUGUGUGUGUGUGUGUGUGUGUGUGUGUGUGUGUGUGUGUGUUUUGUGUGUGUUUCAAAGGACAGUUUUAAAGGACAUUUUGGUGUUACUUUGAGGACUUUUUAUUUAAAUAGUUUCCUGUAUCUGCAAAGGGUGUGCCUGCUCUGUAUCUAAAUGCAAUAAUUGUGAUUGACACGACUCCUUAAACUACUUCUAAAACUUCUAUACAACCAAUACAAUUUCUACCUGCA